AUGGCUGAGGUCGCAGGCCUCGUCCUUGGCGGCAUUCCCAUUGCCAUCUGGGCAUUGGAGAAGUAUGCCGAGCCCUUCGAGACUCACCAAAACUACUACGUCGCCAUUCAGACUCUCCGUGCCGACUUGACUAUGCAAAAGAGUCAACUGGAGAUAACUCUUCGCAACAUUGGACUGGAAAAUCCUUCUGUGGACGAGCUACAGGAAUGUCUCGGUGCCAAGUUUCCCGGCAUCCACCAGGACCUCAUCGUCAUCAUCAAGGCAAUGGACGAGAGAACGUCGAAGUUACUGAGAGAUCUAGACAUUGAUAUUAAUGGCAAGCCUCGGUGGACAGGUGAUCCGGACAGGGCUCUAUGGGAGUGGCGUCGAGUAAAGCGCUCGUUUGCCUCAAAGAAGAACCGAUCCCUUAUCGAUGACCUCAGGAAGUGGAACCAAGACCUGAGGAACUGUCUUGAACGGACCGAGGUAUCUACCGAAGAUGACACUCGCCAAGUCCAAGCCCUCAUCAGGGGAUUCAAUCCGAAGCAUUGCGACUCGAUCCGAUCAUGUCUGAGAUCUUUCCACAGAGCACUAAAAUCUGCUUUGCAGUGCAACUGCCCAUCAUCUCAUCAAGCAACCAUAGACCUAGACUGGAAUUUGGGCCCUUUGCGCUAUCAAUCGGCUUUUUCUGCAGGAUUGUCAUAUGAGACGCAUCCAGAAUCGGAACACUCAUGGCGGAAAUUCCACGUCACGCCAAAAGGAAACACAAAGACAGUCACUACUAGUCCUGCUAGGGCCAAGGCCAAGUCUUCUUCUCCAUCCAGUCUUCUUGACAUGAUCUAUCGACUACCAUAUCGCACUCACUCGACAACUCCUCAACCUGUCCAGGAUACGACUCCACCGCCGCCACCGCCAGCACAGUUUAUUGCAAAUUUGUGUGGCCAAGUCCGAACACAAUGCGCUCCGUGGUGUAUUACUGGUUGUCUCCGAGACCCAGAGGCCGACAAGGACCAGCAGUUCUCGCACUUUUCCCUCAACCAACACUCGGAAGAGCUAUCGGGCCUUACCAGGACAAUUUCGCUGAGACAUCUGCUCCUAAACCAGAACAGACGGCAGGCCCACGCACAUCUUGCUCUCUCGGCCAAACAGCGAUAUGCUAUUGCCACUUCGAUUGCGUGGUCCGUUCUUCACCUGAGCGACAGUCCGUGGCUGGGAGAAGGAUGGGAUCAGGACGAGAUCAAGUUCUUCGUCGACGAGGGAAGCGAAGGGAUGAAACUUGUUUCACAGUUCCCAUCCAACUCGUAUGCGUUUCACGAGCCGACAACGAUGGAUCAGCCACUUUCGCCGUCAACAAAAGACUUUAGCCGCCUAAUUCCCAACAAGACCAUCUUCACGCUCGGCGUGAUUCUUAUUGAGCUAUGCCUCAAAACACCCUUCGAAGAGCUUCGACAGACCUUGCAUGAUGAAUCGAGGGGACAAGCCGUUUCAGCUCCAAUCCUAGAUCAAUAUGAUACCGCCAUCGACAGACUUGACGAUGUCUACCGCGAGGCAGGCGAUUCAUACGGCAAUGCGGUUCAGAGGUGUAUCAAGUCCUCGUUCCAGGGUCCUAAGUCGACAAGGCAGUUCAAUGUCGGGCAAUUCCGGAUACAAUUCUACAACACGGUGGUUGCGCCAGUACAAGCAACCUAUAGCAUGAUGCCGUAA
Messenger RNA from Fusarium keratoplasticum, 1683 nucleotides. RefSeq lists its product as uncharacterized. The record is from RefSeq and is a predicted model, not a curated record. Lineage: Eukaryota; Fungi; Ascomycota; Sordariomycetes; Hypocreales; Nectriaceae. The transcript has 3 exons. Bases 1 to 1683 code for a protein of 560 amino acids.